AUGAAGAAGCUAUUCUCCAAGAUCGACAACACGUCGAAGGAGCCCAACAGCUACUUGGGGAAAGUGUUCGUCGUGGGCCGUCACACGGUCACCGUCGAGGAGGUCCUGGCGGAAGGAGGAUUUGCGAUUGUAUUUUUGGUCAAAGCCUCGGGUGGACGAUAUGCGCUUAAACGGAUGUAUGUCAAUAAUGAACAUGAUCUCGGCGUGUGCAAGAGAGAAAUACAAAUUGCUAAAAAUUUGAGCGGUCAUAAAAAUAUUAUAGGAUAUGUAGAUAGUAGCAUAAAUCGCACCACCGGAGGAAUACAUGAACUUCUGCUUUUAAUGCCUUACUGUAAAUCUCAAGUUCUCCAAAUGAUGAAUACCAGAUUGCAAACAGGUUUCAGUGAAUCAGAAGUUAUACAAAUUUUUUGUGACGUUUGUGAAGCUGUAUCAAGAUUGCAUCAUUGUCAAACUCCCAUAAUUCAUAGAGAUCUCAAGGUGGAAAAUAUAUUGCUCGCUGACAGCGGACAUUACGUUCUAUGCGAUUUUGGAUCCGCAACGGGAAAAGUUCUCAAUCCCAGCGUCCACGGCGCCGCGGUAGUCGAGGAGGAAAUAAAGAAAUAUACUACUUUAAGCUACAGAGCACCUGAAAUGGUUGACAUGUAUUGUGGAAAACCUAUUACUACGAAAGCAGAUGUUUGGGCUUUAGGAUGUCUGUUGUAUAAACUUUGCUUUUUCACACUACCGUUUGGUGAAAGCACGCUUGCUAUACAAUCUGGAAAUUUUACUAUACCGGAUAACUCGAAAUAUAGUAAAGCUCUCCAUUGUUUAAUUCGGUACAUGCUUGAGCCAGAUCCUGAUAUACGCCCUGACAUUUACCAAGUUUCCGCAGUUGCCUUUCAAAUUCAAGGCAAAGAGUGUCCUGUGCAAAAUUUACAUAAAGUCCCAACUCCAACAGUAGAGUCAUUACCAUGCCCUCCUAUGGAAUCCGAGAAUAUUAAAAGGGCGGCAUCUGUAAAAACACCUAAACCCACGCCUAUAGCGACGACGGUCGAAGGCACGUCCGUGACGCCGAGGCAAAGACCGAAAGGACAGGCUGUUAGUACAGGACCGAUCAGUUUAAGUGGUCAAAUUGUGGGACAAAUAUCAGGCCAAGGAAAUCAGACACCCCAAACUACGCCGGCAAAUUCUAUCUCUUAUGUUCAAGUAUCGCCGCAAGUUUGCAGUCAAAGUGUUCCUUUCGGCCAGUCGCAGGGACAACCGUCGCAGUAUGGUCAAUCACAGAGCCCAAUGAUCAGUCACUCUCCUCUGACUCAACAGUCACCUGUCACUGUUCAAGAUAAAAAUGCGUUUUACUUCGAUUCGAGGCAGCAUGAUGCUACGAGAGCUACAACGAACGUAAACGAAAAGAAUUUAGAGGCAUUAUUUCCGGCGUCAGGGUAUCCGGAUCCGUUCAAGGAUGACACAAGAGCGAUGCCGCCACCUGCCAAGAUACCACCUCCCGUUGCACCUAAACCCAGCAAGAUCCUUCCAAAACUGUCCAAUCCUAAUUAUCCGUCAUCAUCCAAGUAUCCUCCAGUGACUUCCUUACCAUCGAAAUUGUCACUUCCGACGGGGUCUAACAUGACGACUCCGUCGACGGUGACGCCAACGGCUUUACCAAAACCAGUUAAUAAAACGGAGAGUUUGAGUCAAAAUAUAAGUUCGAGCAUAUCUCCGCCUGACAGUCCGACAUUGUCGUCGUCACGUCACAGGAGGAACGUCAGUGACACGAGUGCUUUUAACAAAGCGUUUGCAACGGAAACCACUCAAUUCUUAGCGCCAUAUGAGGCUUCGGUCAAGCCGCGUGUCGAUGAUACGACCACGCCACCAGAACUUCCAAGUGAUACAAGGCCUUGUAUAGCAACUAGUGCCUCGCAUGUACGUGUUGGCGAACUUUCAAACUUAAUGGGAUCGGAAGCGAGAUCGUUAAGUGCGGAUGUAGCGGCGUGGAAUCCGUUUGAGGAUGUACAACCUUUUAAUCAGUUAACGGAAGAUCAUAUCUUCGGUGCUGAAUUUGACAAGAUAAGAAGAGGAAGCAAUACCAGUAUCAGUGGGGUGAAAAGUCGCGAAAGCCUUGUAAUGACGUAUACAGAAUUACCAGAAGAUCCUUUUGAAUCUGCACCCUUUAGCCUGCCAAGGAAGAAGAAUAAAAUUGGGUCAAAGACUGCUGCUAUUGCUGGAGGAAAAUCGACGAACGGUAGACCAAGGGUGCCCUUGGCACAAUGGAAUUCCGGGAUCGAGCACGGUGGUAACGGCGGCGGUGGCGUGGACGACGAGGCAUCUCUAAUCACGGAAUCCAGCCCAGUUUCGCCGCCGUUUGUUCGCGCACCAGCGGAAGAUCGUUCCAAAUACGAGAAAUUAGCAUUUAACGCCGACGAGGUGUCAAGUGACAGUGAUAAGGGUGCUAAAGAAGCGAAGGAACGAGCGAGGAAAGCGAAGAGGCGACGCGUGAAGAACGUGCUGAGCCGCAGGAGGAGAGUGGCCGCUCAGCAUAACGACAACAACGCGGAUAGCGCAGCGAAUGUGGAAUACGAGUCGGACGACUCAAUCGGCUCGGCUAGCGAUCUGCGUGCAAUGAACGAUGAAGAGGGUAACGACGGCGAGAUGAACGACGACGACGACGAGGACGAGGACGGUAAGGCGCGUGGCAAACACGACGAGACCAUCUCCGAGAGCGUGCGUACGUGCGGCAGCUCUGCGUAUCACGCGGAAUGCGAAUCCGUGGCGACGCACGAGGAUGAUUACAGGAUGAAGAGGCCGAGAAAGCAUCACUAUCGGCAGCACGAGCAACAGUUGCCGACGAUCGACGCGGACCCGAUCGUCGGCCACCAGUACGGCGAGAAGCCGCUGUUGCUGGAUGAUGAGCUAGAUCCUGAGUCUAAGCCGGAGCAGUCACACGGCGAUCCCUUCGUGCGACAUCAGUAUGGCUCGAAGCCGUUGCUGUUCAAUAACGGCGACAGCUCGUCCGAUGACAACGACAAGUCCAAGUCGCUCAACAACGGAAUCUGGAAGGUUGAGGACGAUGUGUUCGCCCUGGCUCCUUUUCCGCGGUCCAGCAGUUCGCGGAAGAGCAGCGACAGUCGCGAAAGCGAACCCAGGAACGUCGAUCUGGGCGGUAGCGCAAGAAACUCGCCUCACAAUUCGAAUCUGGUAACACCGAUCUCUAACUCACCCAUACCGACGGAAGUGUUCGUGGACGUCGUGGAGAGUAAAGCCGCACCUCCGGCCAAGUCCGCCGCUAUGCCUUGCAAAUAUCCCAAGAGUCUCGUAAUCGCGAACAGCAAAACUAUCUACGAAGAGCCAGCAACGUUCCAUCAGUCAAAUCUCGUCCAAACGUCAUCACCGAUCAAGAGCAGUCCUCACGUCAGCAUCGCCGAGGAAGAGGAGAACCUCGAGAAGGACCUCUUCGGUUCCUCCCCGUUCAGCCCGAGUGGAUUUACCAAUCCCUUCAACAACACUCAGUCGAAUUUCUCGAACAUUGACUCUGUACCGACGCAGCCCAUGUCGAUCCUGAGUCCGGUGGGUCCUUCCUCGUACAUCGAUUAUGCCAACUGCGUCCCGCUGCAAUCCCACAACACGGCAACACCGGAUAAUUAUUACACUAGUCACUCGAACACAAUCGCGUCCACGUCGAAAUACGGUAUGGUGACGGUGAACUCUGAGCCAGCGAUUAGCGCGGAACUGUCCAAGGAUCUCUUUGGGUCGAUCCCAUUCGAGGAGUUUGCCUCGUUGAAGCUCAACGAACAACAGCAGCAGCAACGUCCGACGUCUCUGUCGCUGUCACAAUCCUUGUCGCAGUCGCAAUCGCCGAAUUAUAUAGACAAUGUCGCAUUAACAACGGCGUUACCGGUCAGUAGCGUCGUGCAGUCCCCAAAGAACAACGUCGUUCAUCUGACACCCACACCGUCAUCGCAGUCGCAACCAUCGUCCGCCUUCACGAUCCAAACGACUACGCACACCGCCAGGAUCACUGUGCACGCAGUCAAUAGCGUCUCCAAGGUAGACAUUACGUCCGACAUGAUAUCACCCAUGUCGCCUGAGCCUUUGGUUGUCGCGGACGACGAUACGCCGAAGCAUAACAAAAAGGACAAGUCCAAGUAUCAUCUGAUCAACGAGAACCAUGGCGAUGUCGUCGACGUGUUACCGACCUACAAAGUGUCCCAUAAGGCAAAAUCGACGAGUCAUAAAAAAACGCCGAAGGGCAAGAAAAACACAACGGCGACCGCUGGUUUCAGCAACAUGAGCUUCGAGGAUUUUCCCAGCGACGAGAACGAGGAGAGACAAGCGGGACGGACGAAAGUAGCGCCCUUCGAGGUGAUCCGCGAGGCCUCGGAGAAGCGAUUUGGCUCGUUGAAGAGGCGGAGCAAUCCGUUCACCUGAAAUGAGAUGAUUUUCGUUAGGAGCUAGUUGACACAAAGCCGUUUAUUAGCGACAGAUAGAACGCAUCGAUAUGAUAUAGUCGAUUAAUUCUUUGUGUAUGUUGUAGAGAUAUCGGUAAACAAGCAAAAUUAUUUCAUUGGUUUGAGAAUUUUAUUAUGUGUCUUAUGAAUGCACACAUACACACACACACACACACACACACACACACAUAUAUAUUAACAGCGUUAGCAAGAUAUUAAUCUCGACAAAAAUGGCAUGAUACAAUUUCCAAUACUGAGAAAUCAGUUGACAUACAGGUUGUAUAUACACAGAAAAUAUUUGCGUGUAAGACAAUUUGCUUUUCAGACGCGCAAAUAUAUACGUCAGAGUGAAAUUCCGAUUGAAUAAAGCCUUACGCCUGUCUUACAUUAUUUUUCGGAAUGUGCGUUUGUGAAAAAAUAUAAUCUAGAGAAAUGUAACUUAUUUAGUAGAGCUUUUAUGGAAGAUCGCAAAAAAUAAUUAUUCUACUCAAAGUUUUCUCUUCUACGAUUAAGUCAAAUAUUUAACGCUACAAUAUUCAUUAGAAACUGUUUCUUUAAAUGCUUAAAUUGCUCUUAAAUUAACAAAAUUAUGCGAACAUGAUCAAUGUCUUUUUGACGCUCGUGCACUUUUUUCACAAACGUCGACAAUGUGAUGUGAUAGCAGCGAGUAUAGCUGCAUAUGUUUAUAUCAGGAGGCAUACAGCAUGAGCAAAUAUAUUUAUAUGUACACAUGCCUAACUGACAAACAAGUGAUGGGUCUGUAUAAAACGUGAUUUACUAUUAAUGUUGGAAAGUAUUAAUUCAUAUACUACCACUUUUUAAUUACUUUUUGCAUUUUUAGAAGAUUUACACAAACAAGACAGAUAGCCAUAAGAAAUUGACAGAAAAAAGACAUUUUAAAGAAAAUUGUUGAUUUUUGAAAUGUUGAAGAAGAAAGAAAGAGAGAGAAAGAGAGACACUUCCCAACUUAUGUUUUAAUAUGAAACCAGGUUGUGGAACUUGGCAGCUCGAUACCAAAAAUGAUAAAAAUAAGUAGAGAAAGCUCGUGCAUCUAUUUUUGCAGCUAAGUCUUUUCACUACGUUUGUACUUUAAAAAUUUGUAGAUUUCUACUAGUACAAUCUACUAGUUCAUACAAAGCAAUUUUUCUAAGAAAGUUAAUCUGUACUAUAUACAUAUAUAUAUCUGUAACUCGCAAUUCGUCGCAAAGUCUACCGUCGGUGAAAAAGAGAAAAUUUUUAUCAUAUAUAUUUAUGGUCUCUGGGAAAAGAGAGAUUAUAACAGAGUAUUCCUUAUCACACACAAGAUUAUAACAUAAUGAAUGAAAAUUUACAGAAAUUAGUGUUACAAAGGCGCAGAUAAUAGCAUUGAAAUGAUUCAUAAUAUUUGUUAUAAAGAAACAAAAAACAGGCUUGCCUAAAGAA
This is a messenger RNA of Solenopsis invicta (red fire ant), 5843 nucleotides long. RefSeq lists its product as uncharacterized. Gene Ontology annotation, molecular function: protein kinase activity; ATP binding. The transcript has 14 exons. The coding region runs from base 1 to 4401 and encodes 1466 amino acids. Gene Ontology annotation, biological process: protein phosphorylation. The record is from RefSeq and is a predicted model, not a curated record. NCBI's taxonomy places the organism in Eukaryota, Metazoa, Arthropoda, Insecta, Hymenoptera, Formicidae.